UCCACUCCUCCACCGGUCCAACCGUCCAACCGAGAAGCCGCCCUCCGUCCCCCGAACCGCGAGUCCGCGACGCCGCCCGGACGCCCGAAGCAUCGACGCCGAACGGCCGAAGCGCCGACCCCUCGACACGCUGUCCCCGGUCGCGCCUCGCGGGCUCGCGGCGGAAGGGUGGGAGGCGGAGGCUGGAGCCCCGAGCACCGAGCUCCGGGUGGUCAGCCCUUGAAACCCAUCCCCUCCACGGACCACGCCGCCAGCCGCAAAAUAUUUUGUCCAUCACAAUUGCCCAUGGACUCUGCCGUUGAUGGCCCGAGACAACCUCCGGCUAGGGCGGGGAGCCGCCUCUGCACACGCUGCGGCGAGCGGAAGGCCGCCCUCAAGCGUCCCAAAACCUUAGAGCAGAUAUGUAGGGAAUGCUUCUAUGUUGUCUUUGAGGAUGAGAUCCAUCAGACUAUUGUUGACAAUAAUUUGUUUAAACCUGGUGAUCGUGUGGCCAUUGGAGCUUCUGGUGGAAAAGAUUCAACCGUGCUCGCAUAUGUGCUAUCAGAGUUAAAUCGUCGUCACAAAUAUUGCCUUGAUUUGUUUCUCUUAUCUGUGGAUGAAGGAAUUACUGGUUAUAGAGACGACUCACUAGAAACUGUUAAAAGGAAUGAAAUACAGUAUGGCCUGCCAUUGAAAAUAGUUUCCUAUAAGGACCUCUAUGGCUGGACAAUGGAUGAUAUUGUGAAAGCAAUUGGCCUAAAAAAUAACUGUACCUUUUGUGGUGUUUUUCGACGUCAGGCACUGGACCGAGGUGCUGCUCUCUUAAAAGUUGACAAGAUUGUGACUGGACAUAAUGCUGAUGACAUUGCAGAAACUGUGUUAUUGAAUAUAUUACGUGGUGAUAUUGCACGGUUAAGUAGAUGUACCUUUAUAACUACUGGUGAAGAUGGGCCAAUCCCAAGAUGCAAGCCUUUCAAAUACACCUACGAGAAGGAGAUUGUUAUGUAUGCAUAUUUCAAAAAGCUGGACUACUUCUCCACAGAAUGCAUAUAUUCACCAAAUGCAUACCGUGGAUUUGCUCGCGAAUUUAUUAAAGAUCUGGAAAGGAUGAGACCUAGAGCUAUACUGGACAUCAUAAAAUCAGGUGAGAAUUUUAGGAUCUCCACAACAACAAGGAUGCCAGAGCAAGGAACAUGUGAACGUUGCGGCUACAUUUCUAGUCAGAAAUUAUGCAAAGCAUGUGUCUUGCUGGACGGAUUGAAUCGAGGCUUACCAAAACUAGGCAUAGGCAGGACCAAAGGCAUUGCUGGAGGUGAUGGUGACUGUGAGCAGCAAGCCACACGUUCGGAGAGGAACAGAUCGAGUCUGCAAGGAAAACACGGGAACUUCGACUUCUAGAUAUUUCAACUGUAAUUUUGUUACCAUGUCAUUGUUGGUUUACGACACCUGGAUCAUUUGGCAUGAUUCAGUUGUACAAGCUAACUAUUUAUGAUUGUGAGAUGGGUUGCUAAACUAUCAGCAAGCUGAUUUUACAGCAUCUGUAGUUCUGUACAUGAUGCGCGAAGGCCAGAAGCACCGCUCGACACAAUGGUCGGCGGCGUGUUGUUACAUUAUCCGUUUAUAAGUACUGUUUGAAACCAAAUGGUGCGAAUCGUUAUGCCUUUUGGUUUGGUUUA
Molecule: messenger RNA, 1655 nt
Organism: Oryza sativa Japonica Group (Japanese rice)
Lineage: Eukaryota; Viridiplantae; Streptophyta; Magnoliopsida; Poales; Poaceae
Source: RefSeq, a predicted model, not a curated record